CCAAAUCGCAGGCUCAAUCACAAGAUUCAUUUGGAAUGUUUUAGUUUCAAAGUCGUAUUUCUCUCUUUAUUAAUUCAUUCUUUAGUUAUUUCCUUACAUUGAACAUGCCAUAAUCCAGCACAACAUGGAGUUUGCAGAGUAUAUUAAGUCCCCCAGCAUCGACAAUGUUCUCCUCAAAAGGAGAAACACCCCGUAUAUCGAAGGCACAUUGUGUGUCACCGGCCAUCACCUUAUCUUCUCGUCACGAACUCAGCGCUCUGAGGAACUAUUCUUGUUGAUAAGUGGAGUUGAGCAUGUGGAGAAAAAGUUUGUGGGGCAGGAAGCCAUUCUGACAAUCUGUUGUAAAAAUUUUGACCUGGUUAAGAUGAGAAUCAAUGAUAUGGAGAAAGCCCUUAAUUUAAUCUCAACCAUUGAUGCUCUAUCCACACUAGAAAAUCAAACAUUAAAGUACCCAUUUUUCUAUCGCCAUGUUGGUGCCUUGAGUGGUGAGGAUGGCUGGGAUAUGUUCAGUAAUGAUCUAGACUUUGCUAAAGUGUGUUCAUCUACACAGUCAUGGAGAAUCAGUCAUGUCAAUAUUAAUUAUGAGGUGUGUGCUAGUUAUCCCACCUCUGUCAUAGUCCCUUUGGGUGUCUCCGAUGAUGAGUUAAAAGCAUCCGCACAGUUUAGGCAUGGCGCAAGAUUCCCUGUUCUUUGUUAUUUCCACAAGGCAACUCAGUCUGUGUUAAUGAGGUCUGGUGAGCCGCUCUGUGGGUCUAUGUCCAAUAAGAGAUGUAAAGAAGAUGAGAAGCUAGUCAACUCAGCUCUAGGGUCAAUGAAAAAGGGCAUGAUUGUGGACACAAGGUCCACUCCUGCUGUCAUGAACAGUAGAAGCAAAGGUGGUGGUCUCGAACCUGAGUCAAAUUAUCCUCAGUGGAAACGCUCCAAUCAUAAUAUAGAAAAACACACCGUCCUUAUAGACAGCGUUUGCAAGUUAAUGGAAGCUUGUUUUGAUCAAAAUCUGAGUAUGAACGCAUAUCUGUCUCGCUUGGAGUCCUGUGGUUGGAUGGACCAAAUACAAGCUGUUCUAGGAACUGCAUGCUAUGUUGCACACUGUCUCCACACUGAUGGGAUACCUGUGCUGGUGCAUGAUGGUGCUGGACUGGACGCUACUCUCCAGGUGACAUCAUUGUCUCAGGUCAUCUUGGACCCAGACUGCCGGACAGUCAGAGGGUUUCAGUCAUUGGUGGACCGAGAAUGGAUCCGUGGGGGACACCCCUUCUCCAAUCGCUGCACUAGGGUUGGGUUUUCUUCUACAAAAUACAAAGGCCAGGGACCAGUUUUCCUUCUUUUCCUGGACUGUGUCUGGCAGAUAUAUCAACAAUUUCCGUGUUCCUUUGAGUUUCACGAUAGUUUUCUGAUAUGUCUCUUCGAGCAUGCGUACUACUCACAAUUCGGAACAUUUUUAUGUAAUAAUGAAAAAAAUCGUGUGACUGUCAAACUGAAAGAGAAGACGAUCUCCCUGUGGUCCUAUCUAAAUCAGGACGAGAUUCUGGAAGACAUGUUGAACCCAAUGUAUGAGCGGAACGAGUCCGUCUUGUGGCCCUCAGUAGCUCCGCAAAGUUUGGUGUUGUGGCCCGGUCUGUAUCUGAAAUGGCAAAAGCAGCAGAGAAAUGGCGAUUCAUUCUGGCUAGAAGCGCGACGUGUGCAAGAUCUUAAUAAGGACCUCAAGCUUCAAGCAGCCGCCCUCAGAGAGGAGUUUACUGCACUACAAGCUGAAGUGCUAGAGCUAAGAAAACUAAACACAGAACCAAAGAAGCCGCCAGAAGCCGCUGUUUCGUAGAUGGAGGAGCUGCAAAAGAAUAUCAAGUGGUGGAGAUACCGCUACAAACCACGUGUUUCGUUUGGCGAUUCCAGAGUCACUUAAACACUUCUAUCCAAUCAUUUUAUAGCUAUUAACAUUUAAAUAGCUUUUAAGCACCACAAUAAAACCACGGAAGAGGAAUAACGGAAAUCAUCCAUACGCCGGAAAUAAAAGGCAUUGCCUAUUUCUCUAAGAAAAAAGCAAAUACGGUUAGCCUGGAACUCUAUCGAAAUCUACGUGUCGUUCAAAGCUAAAACAGGGAAUGAAAAGGGUGAUUUUGACAUCGGAGCCAAACGGGGUUACUAGCUUGGAUCAGUCAAAAUAAGUAUCUUUAGCUCAAAGUUUUCAAAAGGCUUGUUUAGUGGGAAACACUCUAGCCGGUGGUAAAAAAAAUAUUUACCGUCCAUUCGGGUUUACCCAGAAACACAGAUAUAAAAGGUGUAAGUUUAGAAUCUUUGAAAAAUAGUCACGAAAUCUUUAAUUAUUGGAGGGGGUUGUCGAGGGAAGGAACAGCCCUUUAUUACGAUUUUAAAGAACUAAAACUUUCGAACAACGAAAAUUGAAAAUCCAGUAGCCUGUGAAACAGACCUGCUAAGGUUUGUUCGCAGGCUAUAAAUAGAAAAUUGUAAAUAUUUUAGUAUCUUAAUCUUUUGUAUACUUGAAUAUGCUUGAAUACUGAAAUAAGAAUUCCAUAAAAUG
This is a messenger RNA of Nematostella vectensis (starlet sea anemone), 2539 nucleotides long. Its product is annotated as myotubularin-related protein 9. Bases 125 to 1819 code for a protein of 564 amino acids. NCBI's taxonomy places the organism in Eukaryota, Metazoa, Cnidaria, Anthozoa, Actiniaria, Edwardsiidae. Gene Ontology annotation, biological process: negative regulation of autophagy. The transcript is spliced from 13 exons. The record is from RefSeq and is a predicted model, not a curated record.